UUAAAUAGUUUUUUUGCCGCAAAAACAAUAUAGUCCUACCCAGGUGUCCGACACAAAGCUGGCUUACACACCCAUCCUCAGCUAGCGCAGUUCAUAAACAACUGGUUAGCACUUUCUCCUCAGAUUUCCUUGCUCUGCAACCAUGUUUUGCCCUAAAUUUUCAUCCACCAUAAAUGGCUUCUUUCGGCCUCCAACGAUCCAAUCUCAACUUCCCGCCAAUCUUCCUCAUCCUAGUGAAACACCAUGCAUUAUUACCACGGCGGAAGUGAAGCAAGUGGCAGCAAUGCCUCUGUUACUGCCGGGUCAGCACCUCCCACUAGCGGGCGUCACCCAGUUUAUCGUGGAGUAAGGCGUCGAACUACUGGAAAAUGGGUGUCCGAAAUUCGCGAGCCCAGAAAGCCGAAUAGAAUCUGGCUAGGCACAUUUCCUACACCUGAAAUGGCUGCAGUUGCUUAUGAUGUGGCAGCGAUUGCCCUCAAGGGUCAACGUACUGAACUUAACUUUCCCAACUCAGCCUCUUCUUUGCCCGUGCCCGCCUCCACUUCCCCACGCGAUAUCCAAGCAGCAGCAGCCUCUGCAGCCGCCGCUCUAGGGGCUGCAGCAGCUGCUAUGGGGGCUGCAAGAGAUGCUUCAACCGGAAAUGAGGGUGGUGGGGCGCGAAGCACACUUGAGCCAGAAAUACCAGAUUUUGAUGGAUUUGUUGAUGAGGAUUUGAUCUUUGACAUGCCCAAUGUUCUUGUGAAUAUGGCUCAAGGAAUGCUUCUUAGCCCACCUCGCUUGGACAUUGCAGGCGAUGAUGCUGAAAACGCCGAGUAUCAGAACCUUUGGAAAUUUCCUUGAACUGCUAUAUAUAUCUACAAUAUUAGAAAUUUUCCGCCAAAACAAAACAUGAAGAAACCAGCGUCAAUAAUAUACGCGUACGCGGUGUUCCAUUGAAAACUUAGAAUGCAACAUGACAACAUCAAUCAAUGCAUGGUUGUAGUACUGGCUUGUAUGUUUUAAUAAACGGUGCAGGAUUGUGUAUUGGGAAUUUCUCUUUCUGCAACUUCCAGAUGCAAGUUUUCAUCCUUUAAGAGUCGCACGAUGAGAUCAAAGAAACGUUCUUACAUAUGUAAUUCAUAGCUCAGCUGAGUUGAUUUCAUCCGAUCGAGACUGAAACUUAUUAUAUAUACAUCCAAUCCUCGCCAGAAGAAUAAGCGGAAAAAUUAAAUCACAUUAAAUUCGCCUCUUAUUAAAAGAAAGGUGUUGAUCUCGAUUCCUGGUUACUAUGCUUUGAUUGAAACUCAAAUAAAAUAUACAAAAGAAAGCUUUAGCUAAAAUUUAAUGUACAUGAAGUUGUUCAUACCACCAUUAACUGCCACCAACUAAAUUUGCAACGUCCAGCUUCCAGAAGAUCUUAAGGAAUCCAUAAGAAAUUUCAGAUAAUAGUCUUCGAAAAUCACUAUAUUCCCAGGAACUGAAUCAUAAACAGCACCUCAAUUUGCAUCAUAAUUACCAUGCGUCUAUACUUGCUGCAUAAUGAGUCCCCAUCUCAAUCGACGCUCUAAACUUCUGUUAUAAUACUAGCCAGAACCACACAUCAUGCUAAAAACACACGAUUAGAUUCAGUUUUGCAAUAGCAAUGCUAAUGGAAAGGUUUCUAUAAUUGUUGGGA
Molecule: messenger RNA, 1654 nt
Organism: Carya illinoinensis
Lineage: Eukaryota; Viridiplantae; Streptophyta; Magnoliopsida; Fagales; Juglandaceae
Product: ethylene-responsive transcription factor ERF024
Exons: 1
Coding region: 244-840 (198 amino acids)
Biological process (GO): regulation of DNA-templated transcription
Molecular function (GO): DNA-binding transcription factor activity; DNA binding
Source: RefSeq, a predicted model, not a curated record